This is a messenger RNA of Colletotrichum aenigma, 1809 nucleotides long. It is a transcript of the gene MUP1-5, whose product is annotated as High-affinity methionine permease. The transcript has 10 exons. Bases 1 to 1809 code for a protein of 602 amino acids. The record is from RefSeq and is a predicted model, not a curated record. Gene Ontology annotation, molecular function: L-amino acid transmembrane transporter activity. Lineage: Eukaryota; Fungi; Ascomycota; Sordariomycetes; Glomerellales; Glomerellaceae. Gene Ontology annotation, biological process: amino acid transmembrane transport. Gene Ontology annotation, cellular component: membrane.
AUGGCUUGGCGCAGGCCCUUUGGGGACCGGGCCGCGACGUCUGGCACCGUUGCCGAGGGCCAGGUCGAACAGAUCUCCAAUGGAAGCGUUCAGUACAUCGGCGAAAAGGGCGGUAAUGAUGCACAUCCGACAUACCAAGACGCCUCCGGCGCGCCCGUUGAGAACAACUCACCUCUGGGAUAUUCCGUCGGGCCGGUUACGAUCACGUUGUUGAACAUCACGAUGAUGAUCGGUGCUGGUAUCUACUCAACACCUGCUUCGAUUCUCGCGGGCACUGGUUCCGUUGGUGUCAGUUUUGUCUAUUGGACUCUUGCUAUGCAUGGCAUCUGGAGCCGUCUACCUCGAGUCACCGCAUACUUCCCCAGUCGAUCCGGGUCCGAAGUCGUCUUCCUCGAACAAGCCUACCCCCGUCCCAUGUGGCUUUUCCCAACCACAUUCGCAGUUCAGAGUGUUAUCCUAUCCUUCGGAAGUGCAAACGCCACGGUCAUGGCAAACUACCUGAUUGCCAUAUCCGGCCAUGAGGGCACAGAUUGGCAAAUCAAGGGGACCGCCUUAGCCUGCUACACCCUAGCCACACUGACACUUGUGUUCAACACCAAGUACGCUUAUUGGUUUUCCAACGGCGUGGGGAUCGUGAAGAUUUGCACUUUGCUUUUCGUCAUCAUCACUGGUUUCGUCGUUCGAGGCGGACACACAAAGGUUCAAGACCCCACGGCAAACUUCAAAGAUGCCUGGUCUGGUAGCUCUUCGGCUACUGCCUACGGCAUGACUACUGCACUUUACCGCAUCAUCUUCUCAUACGGAGGUUAUAACAACGCAUUCAAUGUUGCUAAUGAAGUGAAGAAUCCCGUCAGAUCUCUUAAGAUCUACGCUACCACAGCUUUGACCACGGUCUACGUUCUUUACAUGUUCGCCAACGUUGCUUUCUUCGCUGCUGUACCAAGAGAAGAUCUUGAGAACUCCGGCUUGACAGUCGCAAGCCUGUUCUUCACGGCAGUCUUCGGGAACUCUGGGGCUGUGCGUGGUCUGAACUUUCUUAUUGCACUGGCCUCUUUCGGAAAUAUGAUCGCGGUUAUUAUUGGCCUUUCUCGCCGCAUCAGAGAGUGCGGUCGCCAAGGCGUACUGCCUUGGACAAGAUUCUGGGUAUCUACGAAGCCUUUUGGAACGCCAUUGGGACCUUAUGCCGUGAUUUGGUUUCUGACUGCACUAAUGAUUCUUGCGGUCCCGGCUGGAGACGCUUUCACUUUUGUCAACGAUCUCGGAGUCUUUCCCCAGGCCGCCUUUAACUUGGCAAUGGCUGUGGGUAUCUAUGUCGUCCGCUGGCGGCGGAGUAAGCUGAGCCUCCCCGGGCCCGAGUUCAAAGCGUGGCACGUGGUGAUCAUCUUCAACAUCUGCAUCCAGCUUUACCUUCUGAUCAUGCCAUGGUACCCGCCAGCAGGCGGACAAUACGCUGGUGACGUCAGCUUCUGGUAUGCGACGUACGCGGUGACCGGUGUGGGAAUUCUUCUCGCCUGUGCAGCUUACUACUGGUUUUGGGCAUUCCUCACCCCAAAAUGGAAGGGCUACAAGUUGCGCCAUGAACUCAUUAGUUUUGAGGACGGUGCUCAGAGUAACCAGCUUCAGAAGGUCCCCUACGCCGACGUUGCCGAAUGGGAUGCUACUCACGACGCGGCUGGGCGCAUCAUCAACAACACCACCGUUACCGAAGCUCCGGUCCAAGAGAAGGCUGUGCGCACUUCAUCUGAGGGCAGCAACUCUGAUGCCGGUAACUCAGUUUCUGUGAGUAAUCGGAAAAACGGCGGUGUCUAG